GUACUCGAAACUAGCACAAACUUCCCUGAAUUGUUUAUGAUGCCAUUAAUAGGGGGACCAUCCAGGUGGGCAGCUAUGCUGUCCACGACACUACUGCUGAUACGUUUAGCAGCAGCCCAGUCAAUACCCAUUGACUACUGCGCGACAAUAAACACAGGAACCGGGCCAGGCAACCACAGCGACUGGCAAUCAGACGGCCUGUGUUCCAACUUUUGCAAAGCCAGCAAAAACGGCCUUGCAAUUGUAAAGGGAUCCCUCUGCUGGUGCUCAAAUAUCAUGCCCAGUGACAAUGUCCAAGUGGGGACCGACAAAUGCAGAGAUCCGUGUCCCGGCUUCCCAGACGACGCCUGCGGAGGUGACGGUACUUGGGGAUAUAUGCGUAUCAGAGCCAACCCUAUCACGGGUACAACGGGCGGUGCGUCUACACCAACUUCCACGACGGAUAGAGGAAAUACAGUCACUGGUCCAGACCAGGGCUCAAAACCUCCCAACCCCUCUCCGACUGCCAUGUUGACAACUACAAUCACCGCUGUUCCCUCGCCGCCAAGCACAGACACCCAGACGGGCCAACAACAAAAGACUACGUCACCACCACAAGUAGAGACCGUGACUGCUGACGGUACAACAAGAAUCAUCACCGUGGCACCAACCAACACUGCGGGCUCUUCACAAUCACCCGGCUUUGAUUCGAGUCGUAAGGAAGGAGAAGGCGGGCUCGGGACGGGGGCCGCAGUUGGAAUUGCCGUCGGUGUGAUUUCCAUCCUGGUCGCAGGUGGCAUAAUAGGCUUCAUUUUCUUGCGACGCAAGCGAAGACAGGAUCGAGAGGCUCAAGAGGCUUCCAGUCCCGGAAACUACGGCGCAGACAUGUCCCAGCCGACAACCGGCUUCGCCACUAGGAGACCAACCAACGGGACUUGGGGCAGUGAGCACUCGAGCGGGCGCAGAAGCAGCAUGCCUGAUCCCCGGAUGAAGUCGGCCACGGGCAUAUACGGUGGAACAUUUAUCAACAGGAGCCGCGACAGUUUCGAGUCCAUGCAGGACAACCUCGAUUACUCAAGGCCUGUCCACCAUCCAAACAAGGUCCUUAGGGGUCGGAAGUUGGAAUUGAAUAACGACGCAUACGAAUAUCAUACAAUCAAUCCACUCAGGAACGAUAUCAGCGAAGCCCAAGAAGUGACUAAUAACAUCUUUACGCGACAGCGGCGGAACAUGUUUGGGGACGAAAUGAGCUUGGGUCUCUGGGAUGGUUGUUGA
Molecule: messenger RNA, 1254 nt
Organism: Pyricularia pennisetigena
Lineage: Eukaryota; Fungi; Ascomycota; Sordariomycetes; Magnaporthales; Pyriculariaceae
Exons: 5
Coding region: 37-1254 (405 amino acids)
Source: RefSeq, a predicted model, not a curated record